Messenger RNA from Lachancea nothofagi CBS 11611, 2601 nucleotides. Lineage: Eukaryota; Fungi; Ascomycota; Saccharomycetes; Saccharomycetales; Saccharomycetaceae. The record is from the annotation of a GenBank genome assembly.
AUGGUUUUUUGUUUUUUGUUUUUCGUAUUUCGUUUUUGGCUCCAACUAACUCCCGCUACACAGACUAAUUCCGAUUUCCCCGGCGGCGCAGUCAUUACCACCGACGCCAGCUUGGCUGGCACUCAGGUCGUCGUCUCCACGACGAUCACAACGCCGGAUGACACGGGAUUCACGCCGAUCACGACCGCCAGCAGCUUGGCUGGAACCCAGGUCAUCGUCACCACGGCGCCCGACGGAGUUAUCUCGACCGUGUCGCAGCAGGAAAGCGCCACAUCCACGACCGAUGUGGGGUCCGCGGCUUCCAUGAUGACCACCAUGACCACUUCUCCCGAAGCUCCAGGAACUACUCCACAAACCACUUCUCCCGAAGCUCCAGGAACUACAACUCCAGAAACUACAACUCCAGAAACCACUUCUCCCGUUACUGCUCCACAAACCACUUCUCCCGUUACUACUCCAGAAACCACAACCCCCACUACUCCAGAAACCACAACCCCCACUACUCCAGAAACCACAACCCCCACUACUCCAGAAACCACAACCCCCACUACUCCAGAAACGAUUACAACCCCCACUACUACUCCACAAGCUACCACAACUACAAAUGCAGGAUCGGCGGCUUCCCAAAUGACAACAACUACCCCCACCACUACCCCCACCACUACCCCCACCACUACCCCCACCACUACUCCCACCACUACUCCCACUACUAACCCUGUCCCGGAGACCACCUCUGCUACAUCCCGUCAAACCACAUCUGCCGUCACCACUUCUCAAGCCCCACAAACCACCUCUCCCACUACCUCCCCUACCUCCCCACCCGGUUCCUCCUUGUCGUCCUCGUCAUACUCAUCUCCCCCAUCUUCGUCCUCUUCCACUUCUACAGUCCCAGGCCAAGAAUCUACGUUUACAACUUCGACCACCCUUUUCACCAAUACCAUCCCAGUGCCGGUUAGUACCAUUCUAAGCAACGAAGUGUCUUCCACCCCAGUCACUACCACCUUAGGAAACUCUCCAAUUUACACAACCGUGAUAAUUCCAGAUUCAACAACCUCCAUUCCUAUCCUGACGGUUAGUACUCAAUUUUUGACCACUCCAACUACCGUGGAAUGCUCAACCGUAAGGACCUCAUCACCAGUGGUUCAAACUCAAGAAACUGUCAUUUACUCCACCAUUAAAGCGCCUACUGCAACCGUCGCCAAUUCCCAACAAACGGUUACCGAAAGCGUCACCGACACUACUGUUUAUACUGUCACGUUCCCAACAAUUGUUACCACCUCAAAACCAGUGGCUAUUACGUCAUACACCACAGUUUCGGGUACCACUGAAAUCGUAUCCCCCAUCAUAACCACUACUUUUGUCACAUUCACUACUAGUACUGAAAUCACAUCAGUUGCGCUUGUGACAGUCGGAGUCACCACCUCUACUGUUUACACUUCGACGCUAACCGCUGCCGUAACUAGUGUUACUGCAACAGCCGGUAACACUCCAGCUGUGACAACCUCUACAGGAUACACUACCUAUGUGGUCACACAACCAGAUUCAACUUAUACAAUUACCCACCCAAGCAACAUAGAAACUACUUUCCAAACUGCCGUGCCUACUACCAUCACCAGCGAGUAUUUGACCACUCUCACAAACAUACAAUUGGCAACCUCCACUUUAAGUCCCAGCGUACUUUACUCCAAUAGCUCUGAAUCUCAAACUUUGGUUGUGUAUGAAGCAGUUACGUUGGUCACACUUGAAAAAACAACCUUCACAUCUGAUGUGGCAGCUUUGACAACUUCAACCUUUGAAUCUAAUUCUUUGGAGACUGUGACAGUCACCGGACAACUAGUAACUCACGUUGCGCCAAUCAACCCGGCAACCAUCACCUUGAACAAACGUUGUGCCGAGUGCCAAGAAUUACCACGUACUGUUUAUGAAACUGUCAUUUAUGAAGACAUAAUUUCAUGCUCUGCUUACACUACCACCAGUGUCGUGUAUGCACCAACUGUUGUGGUAGCAUGUGAUACGCAAACUAGUUAUUCUACAAUGACGACUGACUAUGUUAUGGUACAUGCCACAGAAUACACAACUUUGAGUACCUACACUACACAAGGAUAUGGUACCUCGUUUAGCACCAGUGUGUCCACUUAUUCUUCAACGCGGGUUUUGACAGGAACCACCUCUGAAGUCCUAAACAGCAUUAAUAUUACUCCUGUUUCAACAAGCACCGUGGUGGCCACAUCUUAUGUGCCUUCAACCCAAACUGUCGGCUGCAGCACCAUCACCGGGACUCCUUAUACUGCGAGCUUCUCUGUUCAAUACAGCGAUAGUGUCAUUCCAGGAACAUCGACAGUAUAUGUAGUUUCUUCCACUCCAUUUUAUUCUACUUCAUACGAGGAAACUGGUGGUAGCCACCCAGUUUCCACUGUUGUGUCAGAUAGCCUCUCCGUUUCUGCUUCCAGCACAAUUUCUGGUUCACAAGCAUCAAGCCCUAGUGCCAUUAUUGUGGCUCACAGCGGUGCUGGAUCAACCAAAUUGAACCAGGCGGCUUCAAUUUGGCAUAACAUACUGUUUGCAGUCAGUUUGAUAUUAGUCACCUCAAUUGCCAUCUAG